Messenger RNA from Symbiodinium pilosum, 1273 nucleotides. The record is from the annotation of a GenBank genome assembly. NCBI's taxonomy places the organism in Eukaryota, Dinophyceae, Suessiales, Symbiodiniaceae.
AUGGAUGCGCAAAGCUACAAAGACCACUGCCUCAUCAUCAUUGGGAGUGGCAGCGAGGCUGAUGAAUUGCUUGCUCGCAGGCGGCUGGCUGCUGGAGGUCGUUUGGUGCAUGUGCUCACCGAAGGCGUAAACGAUCCGCGUGUGGCAGUUCGUGCCUUCGAGUCUUUUUCUGGCUGCUUCUUUUGGCAACCUUUGCGGGGGGCAAAAUGUAGCAGCUUCGGGAAGCGACUGGGCCCCAGCUCAAGCACGUACUGGACAAAGAUGGGUCCCGAUGCCAUGGCUCUUCAAAGCAACCAGCGGCUGCAGAUAUUCAAGGCCGGGGGCGGCCUGCGCCACCUCCGGAUUCUAGAUGAAGAGGGUAACAUUGAGGCGGCGAUGUCCGGAGAAGUGAUUCUAAAUCCUGACUUGAUCUUGGCAAAACAGCUUGAUGUUGAAGUGGUCAAUGUUGACCUCCAGCCAUGCGGCAUGUUCUCUUGGCGCUAUCUGCUUUUUGCUGUGAUGCUGGUUCUGCCGUGUCACACCCUGCGAUGGAUCGCUUCCACACUGUAUGAAAAAGAUGCGCAGCCAGGCACUGCCGUGCUGACGACCAGCAUCGUUUUGGUAUAUGUUUUCAUGCUGGCUUCACAGCCGCUCAUGGCCAACCUUUUCUUGCCAGUGGCCACGGCAUUGGCAGAGAUUGGUGAUAUGACCGCGCUGGCAGUCCCCGGCAUGCUCAUUGCAGCGCAUGCUCUGGCGCAGUCGGUGCGCCUGGUCGCCCUGUGGACAGGGGCCGUGAGAUCAGGCAGCUUCCUGUGGAUCGUGAGCGCUGUUCUGACCCUCAUACUGAACAUCCUCUCUCGCCUUGGGUGGAUGCGUUACUUGCUGUUCCAAGGUGCCAAGAAGCUCCUAGGCGUUCGGCUGGCCGUCGCUGCUUUUGGGCCCACUAGCUGGACAAAGCUGCAUGAUGAGAUGAAAGUCUAUUGCGGAUACAUCCGCUUCAUCGAGCCCCUAGCUUUGGCGGCUUCCAGAGCCAUCGUGUAUCGUGACAUCUCACUCACUGGACCCAAGGCACCGGCCUUCAACCCCUCUGCCGCCUGCGCCUUGCUCGUUCUUCUGGUGCUUGAGGCUUUGGAGGAUGCCGUUGUGAUCCACGAGCUUCUGCCGAUGCUCCUGGAUGCCAGGCCACCACAAAGUAAUGCUGACCCAAGCGCGCUGAUCAGCGUGGAGAUUCGGCCGUCCAGCCCAACACAGGCCAUCAAUUACGUAGUCCAGUUCUCAGUCUGGCUUGGGGAAU